ACAAUGACCGGACCGAACAAGAAGACGAUGCGAUCUCACCAGCUUCACACUGCUACGUACCUUACCAUCGAUACAUCUGACCCAGUAUACAACGGAUCAAGAGAUGAGCCGCCAUCCCCACCGCCUCAACCACCUCCAAGCCCGGCAGGCUGGAACCGUCUCCUUGCGGUAUGUUGUGUCGCCAUUGAUGCCUACCAAUGCUGACCACACCCCAAGCUCGACUCCCUUGCGCCGUUGGACCUCUGAAUUCUGGGGUACAUGGCAGCAAUGCGAGUAAGUGCGUUAUGCUCCGUGCCGUGUGCGUCUGCUUACCGUACUUCAACAGAUCUUGAGCUGUACUAUACUGCAGUGAUCGUAUUUCCGUCAAUCGCAUCGAAUUCGUGGUUACCGUCAUUGGCUUUACGAUCGACAUCUGCAUCGAAGCAUCGGUCUUGUCUGCGUGCGACCAUCGAAGAUACCCAGCACAUGUUGUUAUUAUACGGCGUUUCUCACGUUGAGAGCUUGAAGCUUGCGGGAGCAAGGCAACUGCAAGGUCUUCACCGCAUUUCUCGUGACUUUGUUUUCGCUUCUUUUCAUGCGCGAUGGCGCCUUACAUACUGUAGUAUAUGCCUGGCAGGUUGCUGCGACACAUCAAAUUAAUCGGUUCUUCUCCGAUUAAAUUUCCCGAAUGCAAC
Macroventuria anomochaeta is the source of this 674-nucleotide messenger RNA. RefSeq lists its product as uncharacterized. The record is from RefSeq and is a predicted model, not a curated record. The coding region runs from base 259 to 639 and encodes 126 amino acids. NCBI's taxonomy places the organism in Eukaryota, Fungi, Ascomycota, Dothideomycetes, Pleosporales, Didymellaceae. The transcript has a single exon.